This is a messenger RNA of Camelina sativa (false flax), 2409 nucleotides long. The record is from RefSeq and is a predicted model, not a curated record. Lineage: Eukaryota; Viridiplantae; Streptophyta; Magnoliopsida; Brassicales; Brassicaceae.
AAAUCAGCAGAAGAAACACGUUGAAUUGAAGAAUCCUCCUCCUUCUUCUUCUUCUUCUCCGACUCAGUGACGACAAUUCGUUUGACGCUCUUUUCCUCUUAACUAAUUUUAGAUCAUCUUUCACGUUUGAUCGAUUCCCAUUCUUCUCGACUCCUGCUUCUUUGUAGAUAUUGGUAUAGAAUUUGGCUUUCUGCUGGUAUGUAGCUGGUUUCAUACUGUAUAUAUCUACACGUUUUACUGCAAAUAUGGCUUCAAGAGCGUUGCUUCGAAGGAGUAGUUACGUAGUUAAAUCUCUUAGUGAACGUUUGCCUACGAUUCAAUGUCUUUCAAGCGUUGAGCGGCUAGGACAAGGAGGAUAUGAGAACGUUAGAGGGAUUAGUUCUGAUUUCAAGCAUGUCAAGAAUAAAGAGUCGACUGUGUCGUUGGAGGGUUUUUAUACUAGUAGAUUGCUUCAGUCUCCGAGUUUUAGUAAUGGAGUUGGAAAAUUAGAUGUGCCUUACCCUUUGGGAUAUAGAUUGGUUCGACAAUCUAUGUACUCCUCUCUAGCAACGGCCAACAAGCCUGACCAUGAUAAAAAGGAAGAAAAGGUUACCUCACAAACUAAAGAAGCUUCUCCCGAGGAGUGUGAUGAAGCUGUUGAGGGGUUAAGUUUGGCUAAAGCCAAAGCUAAAGCCAUGAAACUGGAAGAAUCCCAAAAAUCUGAUAUAUCCAUUAUGCAACGUGUGAGGUCGUUUCUUCUGGGAAUAGGUCCUGCUUUAAGAGCUAUUGCAUCAAUGAGCAGGGAAGAUUGGGCCAAGAAGCUUCGCCAUUGGAAAGAUGAAUUUAAAUCUACUCUGCAACACUACUGGCUCGGGACAAAGUUGCUCUGGGCUGAUGUCAGGAUUAGUGUAAGGCUGCUUGUUAAACUUGCUAAUGGAAAAGGUCUCUCUAGGAGGGAACGACAGCAACUCACUCGAACAACUGCCGACAUUUUUAGAUUAGUCCCGGUUGCUGUUUUCAUUAUUGUUCCAUUCAUGGAGUUCUUGCUGCCGGUUUUUCUUAAGUUGUUCCCAAACAUGCUGCCGUCAACUUUCCAGGACAAGAUGAAAGAAGAGGAAGCACUGAAAAGAAGGCUGAAUGCAAGAAUGGAGUAUGCUAAGUUUCUCCAAGAUACUGUUAAAGAAAUGGCAAAGGAAGUCCAAACCUUGCGCAGUGGAGAGAUUAAAAAGACUGCAGAAGAUCUCGAUGGAUUUAUGAACAAGGUUAGAAGAGGAGUCGGCGUUUCAAAUGAUGAAAUUUUGGGCUUUGCGAAGCUCUUCAACGAUGAGCUUACAUUAGAUAACAUUAACAGGUCUCGAUUAGUAAAUAUGUGCAAAUACAUGGGUAUUAGCCCAUUCGGAACUGAUGCAUAUUUACGGUAUAUGCUUCGGAAAAGAUUACAGGAGAUUAAAAAAGAUGAUAAGUUGAUCAAGGCUGAAGGUUUGGAGUCUCUCACAGAAGCUGAACUGCGCCAAGCUUGCAGAUACAGAGGAAUGCUGCAAUUAGGUUCAGUUGAAGAAAUGAGAGAGCAGGUUAUCGUUUAUAAAUCUUUGUGGAGUUCUUCUACAGCUAAAGAUGCUAAUGAACAGGCAAAAGCGAAAACCCUGGAGAAGCAUGAGCAGCUCUGUGAGCUUAGCCGUGCAUUGGCAGUUUUAGCUUCCGCAUCUUCUGUUAGCAUGGAGCGUGAGGAGUUCUUAAAAUUAGUUAAAAAAGAGGUUGAUCUAUACAACAGCAUGGUAGAGAAAGGUGGUACAGAUGAUGAGGAAGAGGCUAGGAAAGCUUAUUUAGCUGCUCGAGAAGAUAGUGACCGAAGUGCUCAGAAAGCUAUCGCCGAUAAAACUUCCUCUCGGUUGUUAGAUAGGGUGGAGACAAUGCUCCAGAAACUGGAAAAGGAAAUUGAUGAUGUCGAUAACAAGAUUGGCAACCGCUGGCGACUCCUGGACAGAGAUUAUGAUGGAAAGGUAAGUCCAGAUGAGGUAGCAUCGGCUGCGAUGUACUUGAAAGACACAUUGGGCAAAGAGGGAAUCCAAGAGCUUAUCCAGAAUCUUUCGAAAGAUAAAGAUGGCAAAAUACUGGUGGAAGAUUUAGUGAAGUUAGCGAGCGAGAUCGAAGAUGCUGAAGCUGACGAGACAGACGAGCCUACUACCAAGUCUUGAAAUUAUUUCUUUUCGUGUCAUCAGUUAACCUGAUUGAUAACUAGAAACGAAAAGAGAAUAAAAUACAUAUUCAGAGGAGGUUUUUUGUUUUCGACAUUACUGGUUUCUUCAAGAAGUUUUAUACUUACCACGACGAAACAAUGUGAAAAAUGUAUAUCACCAAGUCGAAGAAUGACGAUACGAUUACUACUGUUUUUGCGGUUGAAAUAAAAUGGAGAAUAUAUGUGUUUGAUUU